GGAUUUCCUGCCUGAACAGGGGGCUGGACUAGAAGCCCUCCAAGGUCCCUUCCAACUCUGUUAUUUAUUGGUCCACUAGAUACGGCCCGAUGACAGACGCCGGAAAGAUCGUAAAAAAGGAAUGAAUCCGAGUCAAGCCAGAGUGAAGAAUACGAUUUGCUGAAUCAGCCAAAAUGCACGUCAAGGAUUUACAGCUGCUGCUGCGGUUUGCUGGCUACGCGGCGCUUUUCUUGCAAGCUCCCGAUGCACCCGCUCCGCCUCCGGCCACAGCUAGCAGCCCCAACGGCUGCUCCCCUUCCCCGACCAGGCGGGCCUUGUUCUCUCUCCUACCUCCCCGGGCGAGCCGCGUGACGCCGCGGAAGGCGAGGCCCUCCUGGGUAGCCGCCUCGCUCAAGCCCCGCCCCGCGCGCUUGGCUCGCGCUCUUCCCCUCCCCGGCGCAGGGAAGCAGUUGAAGCGGCGCCAUGGCGACCUCCGGGAGUUGCAGCGGGAGCGGCCGCCGGCCAGAGAGCGGCUCCGGGAGCAGGAGCCCGCAGCCCCAGCAGGCCGGCGGCCGGCGGUGGAAAGGCCCCGGCGCCUUAGCAACGGCCUAUCUAGUCAUUUACAACGUGGUCAUGACAGCUGGGUGGCUUGUUAUAGCAGUUGGUUUAGUCAGAGCAUACCUUGCAACGGGUAGCUAUCAUAAUCUCUAUCAUUCAAUAGAAAAGCCUUUGAAAUUCUUCCAGACUGGAGCUUUGCUUGAGAUCGUGCACUGUGCAGUAGGGAUUGUUCCUUCCUCUGUUGUUUUGACUGCUUUCCAAAUCAUGUCAAGAGUUUUUCUGACAUGGGGCAUAGCCCACAGUGUAAAAGAGGCUGUCUACAUACCUGAGUUCUUUGAACAAGUUCAUCUGUUGAGGAUGUUGUAAGAUGCAUGUGUUUCAUCUCUUGCAUAACUCUUCCCCGUGUUUUUCAAGUCUUUUAAUGAGAGACUCUUAAUAAUUUUGGUCAGAUUUUUCUUGAAGAUAAUUUUUUCUCAAACAAGACAAAGCUAUCUUAAUUUAUUUGCCAGUCUAAUGAAGGGAUUGUUUGUUUUGGUAUCAAAUAUGUGAUAGCAGAUUGUUCUUCAAAUGUUUUCUUGGAUGCUUUCUGAUGUUUAGCUCCUAAUAUUAAUUGCAUGAGUCCAAUGAUGCUUGAAGAAUGUGCUUGUUCUUAUUACUAAGAUAAUAACAUUGUUAGCUUGUCCUGUCUCUCCCCCCCCCCUUUUAACACUUGAAAUUGAAGAAAAAACCUGCCGCUCUUUAAUUUAAAUCCUGUUUUCUUACUUUUCAUUAGGGAGGAUAAAAAUGAUUCAAAGAUAGGGAUGCCUUGUGUGAUUUCCCUUUAAAUAAGUAUGGCAAGCAAUUAAAGUCAAAAGCUUGUCAUGCCAGAUUGAAAACAAUGUGCCAGCACUCAAAGGUAUUGCACACCAGUAGUUAAGCAGGCUUGAUUAUAUUUUGUUUUCUUGGAAGUGUCAGGCAUUGCUUAACUUUAAUAUCUUUACAUUAUUCUCAUAAUCUUUAGUUCGUGGGGAAAAAACUUAGUGUCCAGUACUCCAAAGCUUUUAUUCAGAACACUCAUAUGUCAUUAGCUUUCUGCAUAUUGACUUGAUGGGCAAUUUAUGAUUCAUGGGGCAGAAUGAACCCAGCGGAUCUUAUGAUUUUUAAAAACAGAGUAGAGAUUUCACUGAUUUAGUCUGGCUCAGGGGUAUCAAAAUGCCGGCCUGUGGGCAGGAUGCAUCAUAGCAAAACCACGCCCACCCCAUUGCCGGCAAUGGCAAAAAAGUCAUGAUACAUCACGACAUGUCACGUGACAUUGCGAGUUUGACACCCCUGGUCUAGCUUAAUCUACACCUUUACAGCUAACCUGCUUAGCAAAACAAAUAUCACUUGGUAUUGCUGAAAGACUCAAAAAGCAAGUGAAUUUCCCUUUCAGAUGUUAUUGAUCAAAACCUGAUAGUCUGCAAUGCUAAGAUUAUUGAUGAUUUUGGGGGGGGGGAGUUAAUGAGCUGAUGGUAGCAGAAUAUGUUUGCAGCUCUCUUGAUGAAGGAAAUCACCUGAACUUUUUCAUUCAGGAUACUGCUUCCAGGUUUGGUAUGGAGGCAACAAUUGCCACUCUCUUAGAAGACCUUUGUCAGGACUUGGAUGGUGGUAAUGUAUCCCUCCUGGUUUACUGGACCCAGCAGCAGUUUUUGAUACUCCAACUAGUAUGCUAUUUGUGACCCUACCUGCAGCAGGAGGGCCUAAAUAGAGCUUAUCACCAUCCAGAUGGAUUGAAGGACUAUAAUGCACUCUUGGGCCUUAAAGACUACUUUAAGUUGGUCCAAAGUUGGUCUAAAACGCAGCAGGCUGUAUACUUCCUAUCUUCCAGUAUCAUCAGCAAAUAAGACCAGUUUUGCCAAUAGUUUUCCAGAUACAAUUUAAGAUGCUAGUUUCAACUUACAAAGCCCUUUAAUAUUUGGUACCCAAUAUCUGUAUGAUCACCUACUCCCACCAAUACUGGCCCGGCUGAUCAGAUAAAAAGAGAGUGAUUGUUAUUUAUCACACAUUUUUGAGAAUGGGAGGGCUCUGCCUUUCUGUGACAGCACCAACACUGUGGAACAGCUUUCCAGUAGAGAUCAGGUUAACCCCCUCCCAGUUGACAUUUUGGAAGCUACUAAAGAUAGAAUUGUUCCAGUGAUCCUUCCCCUGAUUUUAUCAUGCCCUUGGAACCUACUAUUUUUAUUAUUUUCAUUCUUAUAUUUGGUACAGUUUUAUUGUUCUUAGAAGUUGUGCUAUGGGUGUUUUAACUGGUUUGUGUAAGCCACCAAAUGUUUUGAUCAAGGCAGAAUAGAAAUAAGAACAAUAAGUAAAUAUGUUUACAUUUUGAUUAUUGUUUUUCUUUAUUUCUGCAACAGUAAAGAAUGAAUUUCCUUCUUAGGACUAUUUUUGAAAGAAAGAAUAUUUGUGUAUCUGACAUUGGAGAGAAAUAAAAUCAGCUAUUGGUUGUGGAUGUAGGGAUAGCUGUGUUUCAUUUUAAGCUAUGAAUUAUUUGUUAGUGUAACAGCAUUAAUUAUUUAUAAUAGCUCUAAUAUGCUAUUAGUUUUGAAUGAUGCUGAAAAUAGUUUUCCAGUCAUUAGCCGAUCUUGAGUAGCCAUUGUUUUAGUUCAUUAUUUUUGUCAUUGGAAAAGUGGAAUGUAAAACAGUGUUCAUCAUAUGUCCAGUAGGUGGCAGUAGGUGACGUAAGAUGUACUCCAUUAACAAAAUACUUCGGGUAUAAUGAGAGCCUGAUAUGAUAUGAAAUGUACUGCCUGCAGUCUUGUAUGAAUUUUUUUUAAAAAAAAAAAAUAGCACAGAGGGAAAGUUUAAGUGCAAAUAAAAGCUUUUUCAGUAAUUACUAGUAACAUGAGGAUAUCAAGUCUCUUCUCCCUGCAUGAUGCAAAGGUAAUACAGUGAUAGUACAAUUGACGUAUUUAAUAGUACAAGAAAUUAGAACCUGUAAUUUGUUAAUUUAAUAUUGUUUCUGAAAAUGCAGGUGUCUCCUUAAACCGAAGUUUCUUUUUGUUGUUAACAGCAAUGUCAUUGAUAACAAAAUAUUGAUUACUUUAGCCAGAGUACUCUUUUGACCAUCACAAUGGUAGAAUCAUUGAGUGUUCUUCUCUAGCACAGAAAUCAAUCUUAAAGCAUUGUUCUUUAUUCAAACAUUAUCGCAUGGUUACUUAGAUGAUGUCAUUUGAACUAUUCUUUUUAUAGAGAGAACUGUCCCAUCUAUCUCAUCUUAUCUGCCCUGGUAAAGUCCAUAUAAUGGAGUCUUGUCUGCAUCGGCCAAUUUUUACCUUAAAACACUCAUCAACCCAAUUU
Crotalus tigris (Tiger rattlesnake) is the source of this 3852-nucleotide messenger RNA. Its product is annotated as very-long-chain (3R)-3-hydroxyacyl-CoA dehydratase 2-like. Gene Ontology annotation, molecular function: 3-hydroxyacyl-CoA dehydratase activity. The record is from RefSeq and is a predicted model, not a curated record. Lineage: Eukaryota; Metazoa; Chordata; Lepidosauria; Squamata; Viperidae. Gene Ontology annotation, biological process: very long-chain fatty acid biosynthetic process; sphingolipid biosynthetic process; fatty acid elongation. The transcript is spliced from 5 exons. Bases 463 to 903 code for a protein of 146 amino acids. Gene Ontology annotation, cellular component: endoplasmic reticulum membrane.